AUGCCAUCCCAACGGACGGGCAGUUCUUCGGUGAAGCCGGUAAUCACAAAGAGGACACAAGAAGAAAAUCGAGAACGGGCAUAUAUCGCUGCGUCUCGUCGCAGUGACCGCACUCUGGAAGCACGAGUUGAGUCUGCGCGACGGGCUUCUGAGAUCCACAAGCGACGAACUGGCCGAUCGCUUCGCGUCACUGAACAGCAUGUCGUCAAUGAAGAGAUGUACGAAGAGGAGGAUGUUGACUUGCCAACGCGGUACCGUCGUUUGACUGCUCAUCUGCAGACUCAGAGCGCCGAGUUCAACCAACGCUUCCAGGCCUACGUCGUCAAUGGUAUUGCGAUGAGGCAGGCAGUCGGUCAUGCCACUGCAGACACGAUGCAAGCGGGCAACAAUAGAUAUAAGCCCAACGACAUCAUGCAGAUGUCACGACAGCAACGGAUGCGACGGGGCAUGCCGCCACCACAAAUGUACCAUACUUCACCCGCCAACUACAGACAGCAGCCUUACCUCAUGCCACAGAACAACCAGGCAGUGCGACAAAACUACCAUAGUCAGUCCACUGCGCAGCCUACGGCACAAACAAAGUACCAACCGCACCACUCGCAAUCUGAUCAAAUCAGCUCGGUGGAAGCAAGGUCGAUAGUGGAGCGGCGCACAUUGCUAGCCGCACAAAACAUGAUGCCACAGACCCCUGUCUCCUACCAAAGGCUGCUGCAGUCGCCAGUUCAUCAUUGGUCUCCACGCUCCAGGCGUGGCUUGUCAACCGAUCUCGCUGUAGGUCACAACAUCAAGCCGGAGUCGACGCACCAGGUAGCGACGGCGCCAGAGAAUCGGCAGCAGCAACCACAGCCUUGGCAUCAGCAAUCUCUGACUUCGCCCUUCAGUAUCAACCCCAAGCACCAGCUCAACGAUGGUAUGAACCCGUUCACCAUGCAACUACCUAUGGAAGCUCAGCAGGUUCCUGAAGACGCGUGGCCACAUGACUUGCCUAUAGCAAGCCAGACGUUUAGCCAAUCUAGCUACUCGUACAACCCAAAUGGCAACAUGAAGCGUAAUACAAUGCAGCAAGGACCACACCUUUGCCAAACACUGAUGCAAUCAUCGAUGGACGCGGUACCCACGGGUCUCGACGAGAGCUCAGUGAUAUCGCCAUAUUCAGCACUUGCGAAUACCGGUUUCAGCUUCAUCCCGCAGACAUUGCACCAGUGGGGUUUUGGUUCCAACCAAGACGUCAACGCAGAGCUCUUCAAGGAUCACUAUGAUGUCCUGGACGACAUUGGCCAGAUCACUCCACACGACGACGGCUGGUUGAAGUAA
Molecule: messenger RNA, 1314 nt
Organism: Recurvomyces mirabilis
Lineage: Eukaryota; Fungi; Ascomycota; Dothideomycetes; Mycosphaerellales; Teratosphaeriaceae
Exons: 1
Coding region: 1-1314 (437 amino acids)
Source: RefSeq, a predicted model, not a curated record